AUGAGUUUUAGAAGUUUCAUCAAAACACAAGAGACAUCUUUUAUCGAACCUGCGUCCAGUGUACCAGAGAGAACGUUACUUCCAAAUGAAAUCGGCAGCAUCACUUGCAAUGAUGUCUCGUUCUGUUUUCAGUUCGAAGAUGUUCUGAAGGGGAAACUUACCUGUUCGAACAUGUGUCUUUUCUUCACCCCUUGUAAUAAACCGCAGAAAAAUCUUCCUCCUCGUUCGACCAUCAUUGAUGAAUCAGUUUGUAUACCUUUGUGUUCCAUACAACGAAUCUUCUACGCUACUGUACAUCAAAACGUUCAACUGUCAGCCUCGAAGAAGAAGUACAACCUUCUCAGUCAUUCCCUCUCCAGCUUGGACUUUGUCUCCUGUCUGAAAAUAUAUUUAAAGGACUUCCGAGUUAUCACUAUUGAUUUAACCAAAUCACAACAUGCUCCUAAUUUGGCGAACAAUCUUCUACACUUCUCUCGACCAACGUCUAUCGAUUUGGUCAUGCAGACCGGAGCCCUAUGUGAAUGGAACACCAAAAUUGAUUACAAUGACGAAGAUUCUUGGCUUCGUGAGUUGAAUGGCUGUGGUGUCACCAAAAGUUGGAGAGUUUGCAGUCUUCGCCGAGAACUCACAAGCGCUGCCAUUCAUAGUUUCCCCAUGUAUGUUGUCGUUCCUGAAACUUGUACAGCUUAUGAAAUUGGCGGGAUGAUUGAAAGAUGGCGUGGGGGGCGAUUCCCUAUAUGGACAUGGAGUGCCGGAAACGGAAGAAUGCUUCUCCGAUCCUCAACCUUCGAAGAUAAUGAAAACUCUCAGACUCUCUACAAACAGUUCUGUUCGCAAGUUUUGCAAAACGGUGGUCAACCUCUGCAUGAAAUUCUGAUCGAUGCUUCAUUGACGCCUGAGAAGAUAUCGUCAUGCUAUCAGAAACUUCAUAAAAUGUGUUCCAUUGACUCUCAAAAACUAUUUGAAACGAGAGAGAAAACGUGGUUGUUGCGAUUGCAUGACACUGGGUGGUCUCAGUUGAUUCUGUAUUGUAUGAAAGCAACUGAAGAAUGUGUUCGAGCAUUUCGUGAUUACGGAAAAUCAGUUAUAAUAUUUGAAAAGAGUGGUUAUGAUCUCUCACCGAUAGUCUCUAGCUUAGCCCAGAUUUGUAUGAGUUCAACAUUCCGGUCAGCCUCAGGCUUCGAAUCGUUGAUUGCGAAAGAAUGGAUUGCACUGGGACAUCCGUUUGGACAACGAAACUUGUGCAUUGGCAAUCCUCCAAGUGAUGACGACGAACUUCAAACUGCUCCAUUCUUUCUCCUUUUCCUCGAUUGUGUCGCUCAACUCAGAAGAAUCUAUCCUAUGCAUUUUAACUAUUCGGAUCAUCUUCUCAUUGCACUAUGGGACUUGAGUCUUACGGGUUUUGUACCAGCAUUCGCAUGCUCUUCGGUUGAUGAACAACUAUCAUCCAAGAAAACUGGAGGACCGUUCCCGCUUAGGCGAUUCUACUCGGAGGAGUACCGUCGUUUGUUCUCCAAUGUUGUCAACGAUGCUGCUCAAGUUAUGGAAGAAGUUGCUCGGAAACGAAAGCAAAACAAAAUGUACACAAGCUUACCAAAAUCAGUCAAAGUUAAAACCCAGCUGACGGACGAAGUCCUACAACCGCCGACGACUUCUAUCGAUAUUGAGUUAUGGGAGGCCUGUUACUUGCGCUGGAUAAAGCCAUGUACAAUCUCGAAUGGCGGAAGUAUAUAUGCUGACUUGGCCCUUGAUAAUGUUAUGGGAACUGUGGCUAGUCGCUACAACUGUUCCUGGAAGUCGCAGUUCACGAGUGUGGAUUUACCAGUCAGCUCUGCGUAUCCUUACUCUGAAGUUAUUAAUGGGAUCAAAAUCCGAAAAGAGUUAGACACUGAUGAAUGCAACGAUACGUAUUCGGUCGGCUCUUUGAGUAUGCGAGACUCAUCACUGAAUACAAGCUUAGGAGUAGAUAGAGAAGCUCGCGCCAUGUGUACUCCUACUCGUAGAGCUCCUGAACGACCGAACAUGGAGUUGAACUACAAUCGGACGACAUUUUGA
Molecule: messenger RNA, 2055 nt
Organism: Auanema sp. JU1783
Lineage: Eukaryota; Metazoa; Nematoda; Chromadorea; Rhabditida; Rhabditidae
Source: the annotation of a GenBank genome assembly